UAUGAAACCGAAACCGCACAGCAGCAUGAAUCCUGAAAGAGGUAAACAAAGUGUUUUGUUGAUUCGAAAAUUGCUCGCUGCUUUUACGUUGUGCAUUGCAUUGUGAAGUUAAUCUAUUUAUAUUGAAUCUGAAGAGUUAUACGAAGAAUUUUUCUUCUUCUACGAGACUGUUUAUUCUUGAGUAAUAGCUUAUAAUUUAGUGUUUUGCAUUCGAUUUGGACAUUUUGAGAAGAUGCCUUGUAGUAAAGCACCUGCAAUUGGUAUUGAUUUGGGAACCACCUAUUCCUGUGUGGGAGUUUUUCAGCAUGGAAAUGUUGAAAUCAUCGCAAAUGAUCAAGGAAAUCGUACAACUCCCAGUUAUGUUGCUUUCACUGAAACUGAAAGACUGAUCGGUGAUGGUGCAAAAGCUCAAGUGGCAAUGAAUCCUGAAAACACCAUCUUCGAUGCUAAGAGACUUGUUGGAAGAAAUUUUGAUGAUCCUAAAAUUCAACAGGACAUGAAGCACUGGCCUUUCAAAGUGGUCAACGAAUCUGGUAAGCCGAAAAUAAGUGCUGAGGUUAAAGGUGAGCGGAAAUUAUUUAAUCCAGAAGAAAUUAGUGCUAUGGUAUUGACCAAGAUGAAAGAAACCGCAGAGAUGUAUCUUGGUCAAAAAGUGACUGAUGCUGUUAUCACAGUGCCAGCUUAUUUCAACGAUUCCCAGAGACAAGCAACAAAAGAUGCUGGAAGAAUUGCUGGACUGAAUGUGUUGAGAAUAAUUAAUGAACCAACAGCUGCUGCCUUAGCAUAUGGAUUAGAUAAGAACUUGCGUGGCGAGAAAAAUAUCCUGAUCUUUGACUUAGGAGGUGGCACAUUUGAUGUUUCAAUUCUAACAAUUGACGAAGGUUCGCUUUUUGAAGUAAGAUCAACAGCUGGAGAUACUCAUCUUGGGGGAGAGGACUUUGACAAUAGACUGGUUAACCACUUUGUGGAAGAGUUUAAGCGCAAGCAUCGAAAAGAUGUGCGAAAUAAUUCAAGAGCUUUGAGAAGAUUAAGAACAGCCUGUGAAAGAGCAAAAAGAACUCUGUCAAGUAGUUCUGAAGCUAGCAUUGAAAUUGAUGCCCUGUUUGAGGGAAUUGACUUUUAUUCUAAAAUUUCCAGAGCCAGAUUCGAGGAACUUUGCAUGGACUUAUUCCGAUUGACCCUAGAACCAGUAGAAAGAGCCCUAAAAGAUGCCAAACUAGACAAAGGUUCCAUCCACGAUGUCGUCCUUGUUGGAGGUUCUACUCGCAUCCCUAAAAUCCAAAAGAUGUUGAGGGAUUUCUUCAAUGGAAAAGAUCUUUGCAUGUCUAUUAAUCCUGAUGAAGCAGUGGCCUAUGGUGCUGCAGUUCAAGCGGCUAUUUUAACUGGCAGCAAUGACGAAAAAAUCAGGGAUGUUUUGCUGGUGGAUGUAGCACCUCUAUCUCUUGGUAUCGAAACAGCAGGUGGAGUGAUGACUAAGAUCAUCGAGAGAAACUCUCGUAUUCCGUGCAAGACAUCACAAGUAUUUACAACUUAUUCUGACAACCAACCUGGCGUUGAUAUCCAAGUUUAUGAAGGAGAAAGAGCCAUGACUAAAGACAAUCAUCUUCUUGGACGUUUCCAGCUUUCCGGUAUUCCACCUGCACCAAGAGGUGUCCCACAGAUCGAAGUAACUUUUGACAUGGAUGCCAAUGGAAUUCUGAAUGUGUCCGCAUUAGAGAAAAGCACAGGAAAGUCACAAAGCAUCACGAUCACUAACGACAAGGGAAGAUUGUCCAAGGACGAGAUUGAGAAGAUGUUGAACGAAGCCAAACAAUACGAAAAAGAAGAUGCCGAGCAAAGGGAGAAAGUCGCAUCCAGGAAUGCCUUGGAAGGCUAUGUGUAUUCUGCGAAGCAGGCUGCUGACUCAGCUCCUGAAGACAAACUAUCUUCUAGUGACAAAGCUAAAGUGAAGCAAACUUGUGACUCUGUAAUUCAGUGGUUGGACAAUAAUACAUUAGCUGAUAAAGAUGAACUUGAACAUAAAAUGAAAGAAAUCCAAUCUGAAUUAUCGCCUUUAAUGACCAAAUUACAUCAAGGCGGUAAAUCAUGUUGUUCUGGAAAUGGACCUUGUUGUUCAGGACAAAAAUCGAAUACUUCUAGCACUGGUCCCACAAUUGAAGAAGUUGAUUAGACUAAUUUUUUGGUGAGUGUAUUUAAUAUGAUUUUGUUGACAUGCAUAUUUAUAUUUACUAAUUACAUUAAUACAUUGUAAAUAUAUACAACUCAUUUCCAGUGCUAGAAUUUUUAGCUUUGUAUGAGGUUUUAAUUUUCUUUUAUUUCAUUAUUGCUAUGUAAUAUUGUAUAUAAUCUAGUCUUUUUGCACUAUUUAUUUAAUUUAUAAAUACCAUUAUAAAUUUCAUGUGUUGGAUUCUGAAAAUGUGAAAUAUCAUUAUUUUUUGAUGUUUUAAUCAAGUGUUAAAAAAAAUGUGAUAUUUUUAAAUAAAAUUAUUUAAUGUUUU
This is a messenger RNA of Parasteatoda tepidariorum (common house spider), 2498 nucleotides long. Its product is annotated as heat shock protein 70 B2. The record is from RefSeq and is a predicted model, not a curated record. Gene Ontology annotation, molecular function: ATP-dependent protein folding chaperone; ATP binding. Lineage: Eukaryota; Metazoa; Arthropoda; Arachnida; Araneae; Theridiidae.